GGUGGGCGACCGUGCAUGUUACACGUCCUUAGCAUUUCAACCUUCACUUCGUUUCGUGUCCAGCACGACAAUCAUAUCAAAUGAUCGUUUCCUACGGCAAUUCACAGAAGCAAUGUACACAAUUAUAGCCACUUUACCUACUAUAUUUUUUCUUUAAAACAAAACAAAAGUGAUAUUUUUUAUAGAUUUGAGAUUGAACUAAGUUAAAAUGAAUUUAUUAGUAUAUUUUUUGAUCGCAACUAUUUUUGAAAAUGGGAAAGCGGAGAAAGUGGAUUUGUCUGGAGGCCCUAAUUCCGGUUACACAUUUCCAAAGGACUUUUUGUUUGGUGUAUCGACGGCUUCUGUGCAAAUUGAGGGAGCCUGGAAUGAAGAUGGAAAAUCAGAAAGCAUAUGGGACCAUUUAGUACACAAUAAUAAGAGUUUUGUAAAAGACGGUUCGAAUGCUGACGUCGCUGCAGACUCAUACCACCUGUACAAACGAGAUGUUGAAAUGGUACACGAACUCGGAGUAGAUAUAUACCGAUUCUCAAUAUCUUGGCCGAGAGUUUUGCCCUCCGGGUUUGCAAACAGCGUCAACCCAUUGGGUAUAAAAUAUUAUGAUAAUCUUAUUAAUGAACUCUUGAAGUACAACAUUACCCCGAUGGUGACGAUAUAUCAUUGGGACCUCCCUCAGAAGUUGCAAGACAUCGGUGGUUGGACUAAUGCGCACAUAAUCGACUACUAUACAGAUUAUGCAAAUGUACUUUUCAAACAUUUCGCUCAUAAAGUUAAAUACUGGGUCACUUUUAAUGAGCCCAUGCAGACCUGUUUGGAAGGUUAUGGUGGAACAUACAGAGCACCAGCACUAAACAGACAUGGUAUUGCGGAGUAUCUUUGCACUCAUAACCUUUUGAAAGCCCACGCGAGUGCCUACCAUUUGUUUAAAACGAAUUUCAGCGAAACUGGAGGUAAAAUAGGCUUAUCUUUGGAUUCGAAUUGGGCAGAACCUAAAACAAAUUCAGAAAGUGAUAAAAAAGCGUCGGAAUUAUAUUUGAAAACUCACAUGGGUUGGUACGCGCAUCCCGUAUACUCUGCAACUGGCAAUUAUCCACCAGAACUAAUUCAGUUGGUCAAUGAGAAAAGUAAAGAGCAAAAUUAUAGUUCAUCUCGAUUACCAGUCUUCAGUGAAGAGGAAGUAGCUUAUAUAAGAGGGACCGCUGAUUUCUUUGGUCUAAAUCAUUAUACAACUUAUUUAUUAUCUAUGGCUGAUAAAGAAGUCGGCGCAAUACCAUCACAUGAAAAUGACGUCGGUAUUGUCAGAGUACAAGAUCCAGACUGGCCUUCCUUGUCUUCAUCAGCAUGGCUCAAGGUAGUGCCAUUUGGUUUCCGUCGACUGCUCCACUACAUUACGGAGACAUACAAAAAUUAUCCUAUUAUUGUGACGGAAAAUGGCUACGCUGACUUCAGUGGAUUGGAGGAUAAAUCUCGUGUAUCAUAUUAUAAGCAUUACCUGAAUGCUCUUCUUCAUGCUAUCCAUGAAGAUGAAAGUAAUGUCGUUGGAUACUUCGCAUGGAGUUUGAUGGAUAACUUUGAAUGGGAUGAUGGUUACGUGUCCCGCUUCGGUCUGUACCUGGUUGAUUUUGAUAGUCCUAACAAGACAAGAACACCAAAGCAGUCGGCAAAGCUGUAUUCGAGCGUGGUGGCAUCCAGGAGUUUGCCAUCCAACUUUGACUCUCAAGACUUCACCGCAUUUUCAUCGGCAUCUGUCCUAGCUCCCACUCUUCUUCCCUCCCUACUUAUGUACAGAUUGUUAAAUUAAU
Molecule: messenger RNA, 1799 nt
Organism: Achroia grisella
Lineage: Eukaryota; Metazoa; Arthropoda; Insecta; Lepidoptera; Pyralidae
Product: myrosinase 1-like
Exons: 7
Coding region: 209-1798 (529 amino acids)
Biological process (GO): carbohydrate metabolic process
Molecular function (GO): beta-glucosidase activity
Source: RefSeq, a predicted model, not a curated record